Chrysochloris asiatica (Cape golden mole) is the source of this 2253-nucleotide messenger RNA. RefSeq names its product cortactin (gene CTTN). NCBI's taxonomy places the organism in Eukaryota, Metazoa, Chordata, Mammalia, Afrosoricida, Chrysochloridae. The coding region runs from base 1 to 2253 and encodes 750 amino acids. Gene Ontology annotation, cellular component: site of polarized growth; focal adhesion; plasma membrane. The transcript is spliced from 21 exons. Gene Ontology annotation, biological process: regulation of actin filament polymerization. The record is from RefSeq and is a predicted model, not a curated record. Gene Ontology annotation, molecular function: NAD binding; actin filament binding.
AUGUGGAAAGCCUCUGCCGGCCACGCUGUGUCCAUCCCCCAGGACGACGGAGGUGCGGAUGACUGGGAAACAGACCCCGAUUUUGUGAACGACGUGAGUGAGAAAGAGCAGAGAUGGGGAGCCAAGACCGUGCAGGGCUCGGGGCGUCAGGAGCACAUCAACCUCCACAAGCUGAGGGAGAAUGUGUCUCAGGAGCACCGGAGCCUCAAGGAGCGGGAACUGGAGACGGGCCCCAAGGCCUCCCACGGCUACGGAGGGAAGUUCGGCGUGGAGCAAGACCGCAUGGACAAGUCAGCUGUUGGCCACGAGUACCAGUCGAAACUGGCCAAGCACUGCUCGCAGGUCGACGCCGUCCGAGGCUUUGGAGGCAAGUUCGGAGUCCAGGUGGACAGAGUCGAUCAGUCCGCCGUAGGCUUUGAAUACCAGGGGAAGACCGAGAAGCAUGCCUCCCAGAAAGACUACUCGAGUGGCUUUGGCGGCAAGUAUGGCGUGCAGGCGGACCGCGUGGACAAGAGUGCGGUGGGCUUUGAUUACCAGGGCAAGACGGAGAAGCACGAGUCCCAGAAAGAUUACUCCAAAGGUUUUGGCGGCAAGUAUGGGAUCGACAAGGACAAAGUGGAUAAGAGCGCCGUGGGCUUCGAGUACCAAGGCAAGACGGAGAAGCAUGAGUCACAGAAAGACUAUGUCAAAGGAUUUGGAGGAAAGUUUGGUGUGCAGACAGACAGACAAGACAGAUGUGCGCUUGGCUGGGAUCACCAGGAGAAGGUGCAGCUCCACGAGUCCCAGAAAGACUACUCCAGAGGAUUCGGUGGGAAAUACGGGGUGCAGAAGGACCGGAUGGACAAGAAUGCGUCCACCUUUGAGGACGUCGCCAAGGUGUCCCCUGCUUAUCAGAAGACAGUCCCUGUAGAAGCAGCGAACAACAAGACCAGCAACAUCAGGGCGAACUUUGAAAACCUGGCCAAGGAGCGCGAGCAGGAGGACAGGCGGAAGGCGGAGGCGGAGCGAGCCCAGCGGAUGGCGAAGGAAAAGCAGGAGCAGGAAGAGGCCAGGAGGCGGCUGGAGGAGCAAGCCCAAGCCACAAAGCAGACGCCGCCUGCGUCCCCCACGCCCCAGCCGGCUAUCGACAGGCCACCAUCGAGUCCCGUGUAUGAGGAUGCAGCUCCGUUCCGAGCGGAGUCAAGCUACCCAGGCGCCGGCAGCCCCGUGAGCGAGCCCGAGCCUGUGUAUAGCACCAACGAGGGCCUGGCCUAUACCCCUGAGCCUGUCUACGAGACCACCGAUGCCCAGGCCCACUACCCAGCAGAGGAAAACACGUAUGACGAGUAUGAAAAUGACCUGGGGAUCACGGCUGUCGCCUUGUACGAUUACCAGGCUGCGGGUGACGACGAGAUCUCCUUCGACCCGGAUGACGUCAUCACCAACAUCGAGAUGAUCGAUGACGGCUGGUGGCGGGGGGUGUGUAAGGGCCGCUAUGGGCUCUUCCCGGCCAACUACGUGGAGCUCCGGGAGCUCCGGGCGCCCCCUGCCGAGCAGGAGCCCCCCCAUCUCCUCCCAAGCAGCCAGGCUGACCUUCAGGUGUGCGUCUUCCAGUAUGAUUCCACCCAUGGCAAGUUCAAUGGCACUGUUAAGGCUGAGAACGGGAAAUUUAUCAUCAAUGGGAAGCCCAUCUCUAUCUUCCAGGAGCGAGAUCCCGCCAACAUUAAACGACCAGGCCUGGAGUCUAGAACUUCCAGCUCCUACAGCCACUUCCUGGUGGCCUUUGGGGUCACAGGAGGCGGAGAGUGCCUGGGCGCCCAGUGGGAGCUGCGAGCUGAGGACCACAAGGCACCCUUCGUGGAAGAGUGGAAGCGGCUCUGGGCCCGUCACUUGCACCACUACACUGCACCAGGCUGCAGAGGGGCUGACGGGCGCCCCCUGCUGGCCUUUCCUCUCCCAGAGCGGCCCCUGCUCCAGGCUGAGCUCUUAGCCCCAUGGCCCCUAAUUCACCUCUCACCCCACGUCGACAUGGACCACCCAGGACUCUUCCAGCGUUGGGCCACCCAAUCCACACCGUUCAGAGGGCCACCGCCCACGUCAUCCUCCUACGGCACCACCCCCUCCUACGUCAUCACCCCUCCAUAUCACCCACCUCCCACGUCAUCCUUCUACGUCAUCACCCCCUCCUACGUCAUCACCCCUCCAUAUCACCCACCUCCCACGUCAUCCCACUCCACCUCCCAUGUCAUCCUCCUACGUCAUCACCCCUCAUAG